This is a messenger RNA of Mesocricetus auratus (golden hamster), 1965 nucleotides long. RefSeq names its product rabphilin 3A like (without C2 domains) (gene Rph3al). Gene Ontology annotation, biological process: intracellular protein transport. Lineage: Eukaryota; Metazoa; Chordata; Mammalia; Rodentia; Cricetidae. Gene Ontology annotation, molecular function: small GTPase binding. The record is from RefSeq and is a predicted model, not a curated record.
CGCGCGCCGGGUACCUGAUGUGGCCGCCAGAGGGCAGCCAGGGAGCGUGCCCGGUCGGGGCGAACCCCCCAGAUGUGACUCCUGCCCUGGGCCGUGCUCCCAGCCAUGGCUGACACCAUCUUCAGCAGUGGAAAUGACCAGUGGGUUUGCCCCAACGAUCGGCAGCUUGCUCUGAGAGCCAAGCUGCAGACAGGCUGGUCUGUGCACACAUACCAGACGGAGAAGCAGAGGAGGAGCCAGUGUUUGAGUCCCGGAGAACUGGAGGUCAUCCUGCAGGUCAUCCAGAGAGCAGAGCGGUUGGACAUCCUGGAGCAGCAGAGGAUCGGGCGCCUGGUGGAACGGCUGGAGACGAUGCAGCGGAACGUGAUGGGCAAUGGCCUCUCCCAGUGUCUGCUCUGCGGGGAGGCGCUGGGCUUCCUGGGCAGUGCCUCUGUGUUCUGCAAAGACUGCAGGAAGAAAGUCUGCACCAAAUGCGGGAUCGAGGCCUCCCCCGGCCAGAAGCGGCCCCUGUGGCUGUGUAAGAUCUGCAGUGAGCAAAGAGAGGUCUGGAAGAGGUCAGGGGCCUGGUUCUACAAAGGGCUCCCCAAGUACAUCUUGCCCUUGAAGACACCUGGCCGGUCUGAUGAUCCCCAUCUCCGACCUUUGCCUGUGGAGCCCACAGAACCCCAACCUCAGAGAGCAGAAGCCAGCCGUGUCUACACUUGGGCCCGAGGGAGAGUGGUUUCCAGUGACAGUGACUCAGAUCUCAGCUCCUCCAGCCUGGAAGACAGUGCCAUGGCCACUGUGGUCAAGGGCACAAAAGGUGACAAGCCUAGAGGGGACGCGGGUGGCAGCGUGGAGUCACCCAGGAUGGGGCCUGUCUGCCCACCCAGCCAUCUCUCGGGUAGCCAGAGCAGCCUGGCCAGUGAGACUGGGGCAGGUGCCUCAGACCCACGGGGAGGCCCCAACCCUGGCCUGAGCCCAGGGUGUCCGGUAAAAGACACACACGGGCAACUCCCCGCUGCUGAUGUGGCCACCUGGCAUGCCUAGGCUGAGCAGACCCUCCAGAGGAAGAUUCGGGGAGAGAUCUCAGCGCUCCCUGGCUCCUUUCUGAAGGUCCUUGAGGUCUUGCAAGCACCCUGAUGGCCUUGACCUCCAACUCAACAAACCAGUGUUUGGGGACCGAGUGCUUGUCCCCACCUAGUGCCUUGCUGCACCCUCCUAAGCAGAAAGCCUCGUUUUCUACCGCCGCCUUUAUUUAUUGUCCACCCCAGUCAUCCCCAUGUCUUGCUCUGCUUGGGUCUUGGGUUGGACUGGGAGGGCCUUCCUAUAUGCACUGAAAUUUCAGUGGGGCCACACAGGGCUUUCUUUGUGCUAAUGGUGAGAAGAAAUCUAACCCUGAGUGUGACCCUGCAAAGCUGAGUGAUCCCUCAGUGUGGAGCAGUGUCCUAUCUGCCCCAGGCUAGCCCAGGAACGGGGUUUAACCCAGCUUUGAGGUUUCCCUGAAGACCCUGUUGGCCUCCAGGUUUUUGCUCAGCCUGGGCACAUAGCUCCCCUAAUAUUAAAACACUUUUUGUUCUUCAAUGGAAAACAAGGCUCCUACCCUGCCUCAUGCUCACUGGCCCAGCCUGGGAGUUUCUCAUUCUCAAACCAAAGAAGGCAUGAAAAAUACUCAAACUGUAAACCUUCCCUGGGUGGGUGGGUGUGUCUGUGCUCUUCCUUCCUGUUAGUCUAUUUCCAUCCUUCCCCACCAUCCUCAGUCCUUGGAGUGUUUUCUCUCCAAGGCCACCACGUUAGCCUUGUGCCCUUGCUGCAGGCAGAAGACAAAGAAACUCUCGGUUUCCCUGUGACAUGUAAUGCUUCAGGGUUAAAAUAAUCAACAUGAGAAUUCUCAUGGAGCCACUCUUGACCCAAAGACCACAAUCGCCACAUUCAAACCUGUAUUGGGAUGGCAGUGGGUGGAUUAAAAUAAAAUUUUAAAAUGUA